Paramecium pentaurelia is the source of this 1688-nucleotide messenger RNA. NCBI's taxonomy places the organism in Eukaryota, Ciliophora, Oligohymenophorea, Peniculida, Parameciidae. The record is from the annotation of a GenBank genome assembly.
AUGGCUGAAACAAAAGAAAAGCUCAUAGUGUCUAAGUAGGAAUUCUAGGAAAUUUCAUUUGAUCAAAAAUAUUUAAUUCAAUUAACUAAAAAAAUAUACCUACAAGAAAAUUAUUAGAUAUGUGAAGUUAAAUCUAAUCAAUAGGAUUAAUUAUUGAUUAAUAAUAAAACGAUGAAUGGAAAAUUAAAUAGGGUUUAGUAUUAACGAUUAUUUAGAUUUCAUUUAAUAGCUUCACAGAAACAACUACUCGAUUUUGUUAAAAAACUCUAAUUUAACUUUGGGUUUUAGAAAAAGAUUAAAGCGUUAGAAAUUUAUUAAAAAAUUAACACUUAUUAAGUUUAUAGAUGUAAAUUUUGUCAAAAGAUUGGAAGACUUAACAUGAUAGAAUUGCAGGAGAAAUGUAAAAAAUGCUGAAGAGAAUUGAUGAACUGUAAGAAUAAAUUUCUUGUGAGGCUAAUCUCAACAAACGCGAAGAACAACUGAAAGAAAUGGAUAAAACAACUGAGCACUUAGAUGAAUAUGUUCAAAAUAUCAGUGAAAUGGGAUAAUAACUUAAAUUGAUAACCGACUUCCUUAAUCAUAUCAGAAAGGGUUUGAUAAGAGUUGAGGGAAAAAUAAAUGAGAUGAAGAAAUAACUAAAUAGCUUGGGUAAUGACAUAAAAUUUCUUCGUGGAAAAACAGUUGAAGAGCUUUUUUAUAUUAGAAAACGGAAAGUAUUGAAAGAAGCAGCAAAUAAAAAUGUUAGGUCUAUAUAUGUGCAGUUAAAAACUUUGGAGAUAUUUCAUAAAUUUGAGAAACAUGAAAAGAGAUUCCAAUUAAAUGGUUUAGAAGUAUAUAAAGAAGGACAUUAGGAAGUAGAAAAUUUAGAAGGAGAUAAAGAAAGACAUUAGGAAGAAGAUAAGGAAGGUUAGGUAGAAGGACAUGAGGAAGAAGUGGAUAAAGAAGGACUUGAAGAAGGGGAUAAAGAAGGACAUGAAGAAGGAGAUGAGGAAGGAUAUUUAAAAGAAGAUGAGGAAGAACAUGAAGAAGGAUAUAUAGAAAGAGAUGAAGAAGGAGACGAGGAAAAGAAAAGUAUUUUGAUGAGUUUUGAAAAUUUAUAUGAUAAAAAUGGAGAAGUGAAUGAGUUUUUAUUAGAUGAUAAAGAAACAGUAUUAUUAAUCUAUGGAGUAGCUGGAUCAGGGAAAAGUACUGCAGCUAAGAAAAUAGAAGAAUUUAUUUGGAGAUUACAUGACACUAAUGAAAAAACUGGUAAUGAAAUCUUAAUACCUAUUUAUAUUUCUUUACCUUCUUUAAAAAAUUCUGUGUUUUAAGCAGUAGAGGAAACACUUCAUCAAGAUGAGUAUGGUUUUGAUGAGCUUUAAUUGAAAGAAUGCAAAGAGCUGUUAGAAAAAAAAAAAUUCAGAUUCUUAUUAAUAAUGGAUAGUUAAGAUGAGAUGAAGUUGGAAAAUCUUUAGAAAAACUUGUAUAUUAACAAUAAACUUAAAUCGAAUUGGUCAGACCCCCUUGUUAUUUUUACUACAAUAAGUGAAAUUUUUACAAGUAGUAAUUAUUCUUUAUUAUUUAAAGUGUUAAAAUUUUGGUAUUUGAAAUUUAUGAAUGGUAAACACAAAUUUCAAAUAGAGGAGUAAUUGAUAUCAAAAAGUUUGGAAUUUCUUGGGAGCAAUGGUUAAAAGGGGAAAUUUUAUUGA